Molecule: messenger RNA, 264 nt
Organism: Dentiscutata heterogama
Lineage: Eukaryota; Fungi; Glomeromycota; Glomeromycetes; Diversisporales; Gigasporaceae
Source: the annotation of a GenBank genome assembly
AUGUUGAUAAAUCAAACUACAAUUGAUCCGUCUACUUCUGUUAAUCGAUCAACUGUUUUUGGUUUUUGUUCAUUUAAACGUACUAAGAUUGAGGAUGAAGAUCCCAAAUAUGUGAGUUCAGAUUAUAUUGAGGAUGAAUGCUUAGUUAAGGACAAUAAGGUGUAUGUUGAUGAAGGUAAUAAAUCAGCCGGAUGUGUUAUUAAUGAAAAUGUGAAGAAAAAUUGUUCAGAGAAAGGUGAUGGAUCUGGUGGGAAUGCUAUUAAU